AUGGCACUACCCGCUCCGCUGCGACUCCCCGCUCCGCUGCGACACCCCGCACCGCGCUCCGCUACGACUCCCCGCUCCGCUGCGACACCCCGCACCGCUACGACUCCCCGCACCGCGCUCCGCUACGACUCCCCGCACCGCGCUCCGCUACGACUCCCCGCUCCGCUACGACCCCGCUCCGCUACGACUCCCGCUCCGCUACGACUCCCCGCUCCGCUACGACUCCCCCCGCUCCGCUACGACUCCCCGCACCGCGCUCGCCCCGCUACGACUCCCCGCACCGCGCUCCGCUACGACACCGCGCUCCGCUACGACUCCCCGCUCCGCUACAACUCCCCGCACCGCUACGACUCCCCGCACCGCUACGACUCCCCGCACCGCUACGACUCCCCGCACCGCUACGACUCCCCGCACCGCUACGACUCCCCGCACCGCUACGACUCCCCGCACCGCUACGACUCCCCGCACCGCUACGACUCCCCGCAACGCGCGCCGCUACGACUGCCCGCUCCGCUACGACUGCCCGCUCCGCUACGACUCCCCGCUCCGCUACGACUUCCCGCUCCGCUACGACGCUCCGCUACGACUUCCCGCUCCGCUACGACUCCCCGCUCCGCUACGACUUCCCGCUCCGCUACAACUUCCCGCACUGCGUGCCACUACGACUCCCCGCACCACUACGACUCCGUGCACAGCUACAACUCCCCGCACCGCGCAACUCGCCUCAACUCGCGAUUUCCCUCCCUGUGA
This is a messenger RNA of Knipowitschia caucasica, 750 nucleotides long. The record is from the annotation of a GenBank genome assembly. NCBI's taxonomy places the organism in Eukaryota, Metazoa, Chordata, Actinopteri, Gobiiformes, Gobiidae.